Messenger RNA from Pteropus alecto (black flying fox), 762 nucleotides. RefSeq names its product killer cell lectin like receptor G1 (gene KLRG1). The transcript has 5 exons. NCBI's taxonomy places the organism in Eukaryota, Metazoa, Chordata, Mammalia, Chiroptera, Pteropodidae. The record is from RefSeq and is a predicted model, not a curated record. The coding region runs from base 6 to 623 and encodes 205 amino acids.
GGUACAUGUUUCCUCGCACUACUGUAAUUUUAUUCUCUCAAGCGAAAGAGAUGGAGAUGAUUGACAAUACUAUUUAUUCUCCAUUAGAAUUGUCUGCUGCACCCCAAACCCAGAGUGACUACAGACCACAACAAAAAGCCUCUUCUAGGUGCCCGCUGUCAUGCUAUGUGGCAAUAGCUUUGGGGCUUCUGAGUACCAUUCUUAUGAGUCUGCUGCUGUUCAAAUGGAUUCUGUGCCAGAGUUGCAAGUACUCUACUUGUGACAGCUGUCAUAACUGCCCAGACUCCUGGAUGGGGUAUGGUAACCAUUGUUAUUACUUCUCAGUGGAGAAAAAGAACUGGAAUUCUAGUCUGGAAUUCUGCUUAGCCGAAGACUCACAUCUCCUUAUGUUUACAAACUACCAGGAAAUGAACCUGUUCAAAAGUUUCUUCGAUAAUGACUUUUACUGGAUUGGUCUGAGAAACCGUUCUGGCUGGAGGUGGGAAGAUGGAUCAGCCCUAAAUUUCUCAAGGGUUCUUACAAAUAGCUUGAUACAGAAGUGUGGUGUCUUCAGCAAAGGUGGUCUGCAAGCUUCUAGCUGUGAAGUCCUUUUACAGUGGGUCUGUAAGAAGGUCAGACUUUGAUGGAUGGUUAGAUCUGUCAUAUGGCUCCCUGAAAAAAGGGAGCUGGCCUCCAGGUGUUGAUAAAACCAUGAGUAUAUACUUAGUGAAUGCUGAACCUUCUAUAUAGGGCAUUAGAUGUAAGAUUUAAGUAGAUGUAAGA